This is a messenger RNA of Gryllus bimaculatus (two-spotted cricket), 1815 nucleotides long. The record is from the annotation of a GenBank genome assembly. NCBI's taxonomy places the organism in Eukaryota, Metazoa, Arthropoda, Insecta, Orthoptera, Gryllidae.
CAGUAAGCUAUCCGCAUCAUCGUACAUUGUUACUCGAAUGACCUGCCUUUCUGGUAAUGUAGAUUGUGUUUUGUCCCCAAUCAAGUUCACCUGCAUUGUUCAAAGAAGGAGUACUACAGUAUUUAAAAUGAAACAGUUCGUGUUGUGAAAAGAUAUUGUAAUGAGGUUGCACCUGCCCAAAUGCGGCCAUAGGGCGGAUGGCGUGACAGCGUGAAAUCACAGCUGAUUUGACACAUGAAUCAUGGAGAUUACACAGAGAGCUCUGGUGUAUUGACUUAUUUUCUCUCUGCCUAAGGCAGCAUGCGUCACAAAAAAUAGGGAAAAAACAGUUCAAUGAGAAUCUGUUUGUACCAGUGUUCGUGGGGCAAUAAUAGUGUGUUGACGCAUUGGAUAUAAUUUCGUAUUGUUCAAAAUGAAAAUGGAAGACGACGCCUUCGCUGAUGAAAGUCAGUUUGUUGUUGAUGAAGUGAGUGCUAUUAUAAAAGAAGCUAUCGAAAAUUCAAUUGGUGGAAAUGCGUAUCAACACAAUAAAGUGAAUCAGUGGACAUCGUCUGUUGUAGAAUCCUGCCUAGGAGCUCUAACAAAAUUGCAAAAACCUUUUAAAUAUAUAGUAACAUGCACAAUAAUGCAGAAGAAUGGAGCUGGACUACAUACAGCUAGUUCCUGUUAUUGGGAUAAUAGCACUGAUGGAAGCUGCACUGUUCGUUGGGAGAAUAAGACCAUGUACUGCAUUGUCUCAGUUUUUGGUUUGGCUGUGUGAAUGUAUGUGACUACCAAUCUCGUUGUAAAUUAAAAUUUUUGUAUUGUGUUGUAUUUAAUACUUAUGACAAGCCGCAGAAGUAGGGGUAUAAUUACACUCUAAUAACUUCAUUAUUCCUAAGUUAUCAGUGUCUAUUUAUUGACUGUCUUUUUCUGUUUAUUCUCGCUGAUUGUAACUCCUACCUGAAACCAUGCCUACAUUUUAUUGCAGCCUUUGAAUUCAAAGUGAAAGUUGGUUUCAAUAAAGCAUUAAACUAACGAGGAUGCAUAAUUAUUAAAUCCAUACAUUAACAAUGCAAUUUUAUUUCAAAAAACUAAUUAAAUUAAUUAAACUUGAAAAGCUUGGUUACAAACUUUGUAGAAAAUAAUUUAUAUAUCAAAUAUACUUGUACAUUAAAAAGUAUUUAUUUUUUCUGAUCUUUUUUGUAGUUUUAAUUUUUUAAUUUAAUGAUCUCUGCAUUUGUGCUUCUUUUCAAUUUAUUUUAACUAACAAAAUCUGCAAGGCCGUUAUGGUUACCACUUUCCUGUAUUGACUGUAAAGAGAUUCAUGUACAGUUAUCCAAUACAUUUCAUUCAAAAGGGAAUAUUUUGGAUAAAGAGGUCAUAAUGAAAGUGCAAUUGCACCUUCCCAUCUCUGAAAUAGGCAGGGAAAUAAUAACUAAUCUGCUGAGAUAUAAUUUUAAGUUUCAUGAUUGUCACAUUUAUUAAUGUUUAAUAUUGCAGUUGAGGAUACCCAAAAUUGUAAUAAUAAAAAAUAAUACACAAGUGCAGACUUGUGUUGGUUUGCACUAUAAAAUGCAAUGAUUUUUUACCUAUUUGCUGCAUGAAUUGGAUAAAAAAGAGCAUUUUAUUCCAAAGAUAAAUCAUUUUUUAACCUUUUGUGCUUGAACAGUAGAGAUGUCAUCUUGAAACAACACACACACACCAACUUAGAGAUAAGAAGCCCUGCAGCUUGAUCGGUAUCUCUUCAAUGCCAUUUUGAAAUAGCAUGGUGUAGUGGCUCUUGCUGCUUGCACAAAUAUUAGAUCCUUCAGCAAGACCAUGUUAACUUCCAUC